This is a messenger RNA of Zonotrichia leucophrys gambelii, 2313 nucleotides long. RefSeq names its product ras homolog family member F, filopodia associated (gene RHOF). The transcript is spliced from 5 exons. The record is from RefSeq and is a predicted model, not a curated record. Lineage: Eukaryota; Metazoa; Chordata; Aves; Passeriformes; Passerellidae. Bases 35 to 592 code for a protein of 185 amino acids. Gene Ontology annotation, biological process: small GTPase-mediated signal transduction. Gene Ontology annotation, cellular component: cytosol. Gene Ontology annotation, molecular function: GTP binding; protein kinase binding; GTPase activity.
UGCGCCCUCAGCGGGCCCGCUCCGCUCCCGCUCCAUGGACGCGGCCAACGGGGCCGUGCCCGAGGGCGCGGCGGAGCAGCCCCGCGGCCCCGCGGCCGCCCCGUCGGGCAGGAAGGAGGUGAAGGUGGUGAUCGUGGGCGACGGAGGCUGCGGGAAGACGUCGCUGCUGAUGGUGUACGCCAAGGGCUCCUUCCCCGAGCAAUACGCGCCCUCUGUUUUUGAGAAGUACACGACGAGUGUGACGGUGGGGAAGAAGGAGGUCACCCUGAACCUGUACGACACCGCAGGGCAGGAGGACUACGACCGGCUGCGGCCCCUUUCCUACCAGAACACCAACGUGGUGUUAAUUUGUUACGAUGUCAUGAACCCCACCAGCUAUGAUAAUGUAGCAGCCAAGUGGUACCCUGAGGUGAAUCACUUCUGCCGGGGCGUGCCGCUGGUGCUGAUCGGCUGCAAGACUGACCUGCGCAAGGACAAGGAGCAGCUGCGCCGCCUCAGGGCUGCCAGGCAGGAGCCCAUCACCUACAGCCAGCUGGGUUGUUACUGUCACAAGUUUGUAAGCCUUAACAAGUUUGUUGGACUUCCUUCAUAAUUGUUAUCAGCCUACACUGCAGCCAUCACUGGUGCUUUGAUCAGUACUGUGAUAAAGAUUGGAGAUGUUAGGAAACCCAUUCCAGUAUGACCGUUCUGGAAUAAAUGUGUUUUGCAAAUCCCACUUCAAAAUAAAUCCUUUCAAGGCCAAUAGCAAGAACAUCUGCAAGGUUUCUCUGACAUGAGAGACUGUUCUUUGUAGUCUCUAAAGUAAUCUUAGGAAAACUACAUAUUAUCAUUAUCUCUAAGUAUUUUGAAGCAGUUAGAUUAAUGAGUAGUGUUAUGUCACUGGCAUAGCUGUCCUAGGCACAGGAGAAACAGUGAUGGAACAGCUUGUCCCAUGUCACACAGGACCUGUCUGCUCUGGUCCUCCACUUUUUCUUUUUCUUUUUUCUAAACUACAAAGCCAUCCUUCUCCUCUCACCUCAGAGCAAGAACAGCAGCUUUCAAACUGAGCCACACGUCCAGGGAACAGGGUCAAGUGCACGGUGACCUUGAGUGAAUCACCACUUCUAAACAGCAGGAAAAUAAACUGCAACUGCAUCACCACAAAACCAUGCUGGGCCUUUUAGUUUGUCUCCCUUGCAUGCAAGAUGAGGUCCCAGCCUGUCACUGUGAACAGUUGCAGAUUGUCCCUUGUUUUCAUGAAUAAAUCCCUUCAUCAUCCUCACAUGAGAGGUUCCAGGCAAGCAACAGACACUUCUGGCCAGUCUGCUGAGGCCUCAUGCAGUUAAACUCAAGGGCUGACACGUUACACAAACUUUGUCUCCUAUGUGAGCCCUCCCAGUUGGUUUUUCCUCCCUCAAAUAUGCUCUACCUCAGUUUUUUACAGCUGAUGGCACCUUGGGCACCUUGGUGAUGCUUCCCAUGCCAGGCACAGGGGAUCUGAACAGUAUCUGCCACCACUGCAGCUUGCAAACAACUGGAAGGAGACAAACUGCUUAAAUAUGAAGAAACACCCUCCCCUCCAACAAAAGCCCAAGUGACCCCACUCCCAGAGAUGACAAUGAAUAAUUGCAGAGUCUGUGAGCCAUGGGUUGCAGACCUGGAAUUCACAGUAAAAGGCCCACAAGUCAAACUUGGGGCUGGCUCUGCAGGGACAAUAAAAGGAUCACAAGUAAGAAAUCACUGUGCUUUGUCUGUAGUGAUUCCACACAACCAGCAUUGCAUGGAAAUAUUUCAGAUUCAAGCAUGUUCCCAUUGCAUGGCUGAGAAAUGCAGGCACCCCUUUGUUUUUGUGAGGAUUUUGGCUGAGCCCUUGUGAUGCUUCAGAGCAGAAGUCAAGGUUCCUGCAUGUGCACCAGCAAAACAAGGCAAGGCAUCAGUGCAGAUUCUGUCCUUGCAUGUGACAUUCAUUCCUAAAGGUGACAGCACAGAAUAGUUAAGGUCAGGCCUGAAAAAAAUACCACCAUGAAGACAUCUUAUCCUCACUUAAACACCUACCUCAGCAUUUAGUGUAAAGAAAUUCAAUACUGAGAAUAUUUUUGUGCUAUCAGGACUGUGCAUCUCAAGAGUCUCUAAUGCUCUGAACUCUUAGGCCAGGCUUUGUUUCAGCAGAGUGGAAAAACACCAAGUUUAUUUACAGUGCUUCAGUUUAUUACCAAUGCCACUCACACUCUAGCACUGCUCUCAGAGGCAGCUGCUUUCUUCAGGAUUGCAAAGAUGUACAAAUUAUUUCCCUUUCUUCCCAACUCACCUUCCUUCACUCAUCACCAAAAUUAC